UUUCCAUUUCGUUCACAGGUGAGAGAGAGAGAGAGGGAGAGACGAAAUUCUCCCUUUUGAUCUCUUCUCUUCUCUUCUCUUCCACCAUCAUCAUAUUCCUCUUGACUCAAUUCUCUGUAAUUAAUGGUUCGAUUUGAGGAAUUUGUACUGUUGACAAUUAAAGCCAGAAGUAGACAUCUUUUAAGGCUCAAGUUCUUGACGAAGAGUAAGCAUAUUUGGUUUUCUGAUAAGUGAUUUUAUGACAAGUAAACUUUGUGUGGUUCAAACUUCAUAAAAACAGCCAUUACUGCACUUUUGCGUAUCAAGCUUGCUGCUACCUCUUGCUAUGUGGAGUUCUUUCUCUAAUAAGAUUCGAAGCCUUGGUCAGAAGAAAAACUUUGUUGAAACAAGUCGACCUUGUUUAGAAUUCUCGGAUGAUGAGACAUCUUCAAAUGCCAAUGCAGAGGAAGGACUGGAAUGUCCAAUAUGCUGUGAAUCCUUUAACAUUGUUGAGAAUGUGCCCUAUGUCUUAUGGUGUGGCCACACCCUAUGCAAAAACUGUGUCUUAGGGCUCAGUUGGGCUGCCUUGGAAUUCUCCAAUCAACAAAUCCGUAUUCCGUUCUUCAUUUCCUGCCCAUGGUGCCAUUUGUUAACACUCCGACUGGUUUGCAAUGGAAAUCUCAAAUUUCCUCGCAAGAAUUUCUUUCUCCUCUGGAUGAUUGAGAGCUUGAACGGAGACAGAAUGAAGUCUCCUUUGUCCAUCAGUGGGAACCAUCCAUCUAUUUGGUCACCUAGAAGCCCCUUAGCUUUUGGAAACCAAUUUAACAACAAUAGCCUCAGAAGAACCUCACUCACUCAUCGCCUAGGACGUUCGGGGACUAACAGUAAUAAUGAUAGCCACACCAAUACUAGCCUUAAUGUGGAGAGGAACCAUCCUUCCCUUAACAAAUUCUUUCACUUUACAACCAAGUUCCCACUGGUGAUUAUACUUCUUCUGAUUGUUGGUUUUGCACUGCCUGCCAGUGCUACCAUCUUGGUCCUGUACUUGAUAAUUACAGUUUUUUUUGCAAUCCCGUCUUUUCUGCUACUGUACUUUGCUUUCCCUGGUUUGGAUUGGCUGGUAAGAGAAAUCACUUCCUGAAAUUGUCAUUGGUUCCGCAAUACAUAUAUUUCUUUUCAUACUACAUGAUAUGUAUAUGAUAUGUAUCGCGUUUUGUACAAUUUUGACAACACUGGGUAAGAAAGCUUUGUAGCCUGAACAUGACUUUGUCUUUGUUUGCCUGUAUGGUCACACUGCAUUUCAAGGAUUUAAAUUUCUAGCACCAAUUUCAGUGCCUCUCAUUU
Camellia sinensis is the source of this 1323-nucleotide messenger RNA. RefSeq lists its product as uncharacterized. The record is from RefSeq and is a predicted model, not a curated record. Lineage: Eukaryota; Viridiplantae; Streptophyta; Magnoliopsida; Ericales; Theaceae.